CCACAAGUGGAAUAUUUUUUGGUGGGAAAUCGUUAAUUCGAGAUGGAUUAUUCUGUGCUGGUUGGAGAAACUCUUUUGUGUCCAUUCAAGAAUUGCAAUAGGGUGAUGAAGGAAUGGUCAGCGCCGACUAUGACUGCCAAGAUGAGAACCUUAGCCCUCUCCAACGACUUGAGAAGUACAUGCAGAUUGAAAACGUCUUCAGUCGGCAAAUGGCAGCGCGGAGCCUGCUUGAUACCGUGCGGGCAUGUGGGGAUGAUGAGGAGGAAUGCAUUGGUACCCUGAAAGCCAUGUCCAGGCUCUCUGAGGAUCAAGAUGCUAAUGUGCGAUCAGAGCUAAUGGAGCAGGUGCCACACAUAGCCAUGUAUUGUCAAGAAACACGAGACAUCUUCCCCGAUUCUAUACCGAAUUACCUCUUGCCGAUGGUCGUUAGAUAUCUCACGGAUACAAACAAUCAGGUCCGAAAAACAAGUCAAGCUGCCUUGUUGGUUUUGCUGGAGCAGGAACUCGUGGAUAAAGCUGACGUAGAAGAGCAGGUGUGUCCUGUGAUACUUGAACUGACAAAUCCUGAGAGUUUGGACAUCUAUCGCACAGAAGCCGUCGCUUUGAUGAGUAAGAUGGCGCCACAUAUUGGCAAAGUGAUAACCGAGAGGAUCUUCCUACCGCAGUUUACCGCCUUGUGCACCGAUACCUUGUUCCAUGUCAGAAAGGUUUGUGCGGCCAACUUUGGUGACAUGUGUAGCGUGGUGGGCAUGGACGCAACAGAGGAACACUUGCUACCCAAGUUCUUCUACCUGUGUGAGGAUGGCGUGUGGGGCGUAAGGAAGGCAUGCGCGGAAUGUUUCAUGGCGGUGUCGUGUUCUUGUUCGACAGACGUCCGGCGUCACCAGCUCGCUCAACAGUUCAUUAAUCUACUCUGUGAUCAAUCUAGAUGGGUGCGAAUUGCGGCUUUCGAAGCUCUUGGUCCGUUUAUAUCGACGUUUGCAGAUCCUGGGGUGACUGGCCUGUUCUUUGACGAGGAUGGCAUGCUGUGUUACAAAAGGCCUGACAUGAGGCAUCGGCAUCCUGGUUAUGACAGCGAUGGCUUCUCAUCAGAUGAUGAAAACGUGCCGGAACAUUCCAGCGACAGUAUUGAAACUGCUGACUCUAACUGUGAUAAGUGUGAGGACGCAAAACCACCAACCGCCUCAGCUGCGGACAAUCGGCAAAUAGAGGAUAUGGACAUUGAAAAUGAGGCUAAGCCGUCAACGUCCGACGGAAAAAAGGUCCUCAAUGUGAUAAUCCCUGGUGCUAAUAGUGAACAAGAUGAUGAACUUACGAGUGAUAAUCCGUCAGAUAAUCCAACUAAUCUAUGUGAUAGUGAAAACGCUGCCGAAACUAGUAUAGAGGAAAAAUUAGCCGCAAAGUAUUUAUCGCAAAGUUCUAGAAAUAAUACUAAUAGUGGGGGUGAUAAUGGGGGCAGCGGUGAUAAACUAGCGAAAGAAUUGAACGAAUCUGGAGAAGAAGGGAGUAAAGAUAAGGCGGAUAAGAAAGAGGGCGCCACGGUGGAGGCAUCAUCGAGGGAUGCUCCAGGUAGCGAGGAAAGAUCUGCCGACAUGGAGUUUUCCAGGAAUGUUGAGGUUACCCGCGAAGAUAUAGAAGAGGCCAAGGCGAAACGUCAAGAAAAGGAACGCACCGAGACCGAGUCAUCAGUUCAGUCGAAUGUUAGUACAACAUCGCUUGGAGAUGGUCGCUUACGCAUUCAUUUAGAUAAUGCGGUAGAUUUUAAUUCUUUUAACUUUUGGAGGACUCCUCUGCCGUCGAUAGAUUUAGAUUUUGACCUCGUCGAUGGGAAACCGCAGAACAUCACGGUGAAAGCUACGGCGAUGGAUCAACGCACGAACCAAGUCUACUCGACCGAGAUGAACGUGUCCGUUGACGACCGGAGCCUCAGCAGCCGAAGAACCUUAGAGGACAUCAACACCAUUACUAAAGACUUAAAAGAUACUCACGUCGCUUCUGAACGUAGUGCCUUAGUCGUUCCAAGCAAGCCGGCCCGAGGCGAGGAAGUUACUGCAGCAGAACCGGUACAGAUCCACACCGCUAGUGUCAGUACCGUGACUGAUGCGUCGGAGGAGACGGUGACCCAUAUAGGAAGUACCCAUGUCCUAGGGCACCAGCUGUCCGAGACGACGCUGACCAUUGUCGAUGGGGUGGUACAAGAUGUGAAUGUCAGCAACAGCAGUGUUGGCUAUAUUGACAGUGAUGUUCCUUGUACUCCAGACACCAGUGUCCAGGAGAUCACGUCCGAAGACGGUGACAUGACCAUGUUGACCCUCCAGGAUAUCAUCCCGCAAUCCCUGCUUGAGCAUUACCUGAGUAUGGCGGACCCUGCGCGUGCCCAGACGGUCGAUACGGAGAUUGCCAGACACUGUGCCUUCAGUUUUCCAGCUGUGGCCUACACGUUGGGCCGAGAGUAUUGGCCGUGCUUGAGGGAACUUUACAGGAGUCUUGCUGGAGAUAUGCAGAGUGAUUUUGAUUGCUUUCAGUGGAAAGUCCGUCGGUCGUUGGCAUUUUCCAUACACGAGUUGGCGGUGAUUGUCGGCGAGGAGAUCACGGCGAGAGAUUUGGUGCCCAUCUAUAACGACUUUAUCAAAGACCUCGAUGAGGUUAAGAUUGGUGCAGUCAAACAUUUAGCAGAAUUUGUAAAGCUUCUAAGGCCCUCGUAUAGGAAAGAGUAUUUAUUGCGUCUUCCCGAUAUAAUGAGGACUGACAACAGUAGGAAUUGGCGGUACAGGAUGGAUCUUGGGGAGCAGUUGGUUCUGCUGUGCGACCUUUACAACGCUGAGGACCUCAGUGAUCAUCUCCUGCCUGUCUCGCUGAAGUUGGCAGCAGAUAAAGUGUGCGAGGUCAGACAGUGUGCCUUCAGACUGAUAAGUGUGUUAUUGAAGACAUUCAGUGAAGAUGAAGACCAGAAAUACCUUCAAGGCCUUGUCAACGAUCUUAUUGAUAAAUUUGCUCAAAGUGCCAAGUGGUACGGGAGGCAGACGUUUGGUCAGCUCUGCCACUUCAUCCUCCAAGGUGAUUAUGAUGAGACCAGAUUCGCAUAUGACUUCCUUCCUAGUCUUCUGGCGUUGGGGAACGACCCAAUUCCAAACGUUCGUAUAUCGCUUGCGAAAGUCUUGUCUCAAGAUAUUAUGCACUCGGAUUACUUCACUUCACAACGUAACCCUCACCACGGCGACCAGCUGCGCACUAUCCAGGGUUUACAGUCGGACUGUGAUCGAGACGUACGCUACUGUGCUUCUUUGCCACCGCAAACAGAAAUCGAUGAAGAAUUGAUUAUAGCAGUGUAAUGUGAUCAGAGGGGCAGUCAAACAAGAUAGUGUAUGCAGUGAACGUUUACUUAUAAAAAGAGAGAGUGUUAGCUGAUUUGUGAAGGUUUUAUUCAUGGACCAAUUUACCUGAUGUUAUUCCAUUUAGAUGUUGUUGUAAAUGCAAUUGACCAAGAUCUUUCAAGGACAUUGAAAGUGUGUGAUAGAACUGUUAUACAUGUACAGUGGAACCUCCCUUAGCGGAUACCUCUCUAUGAAGGACAACCUCACUAUUAAGGACACUAGUUUUGGUCCCAAAUUGGUACUUUCCAUUCAAUUUGACCUUUCUAAUCAGGACACUUCUCUAUUAAGGACAUCAUUUGGCAGUCCCGAUGGUGUCCUUAAUAGAGAGGUUCUACUGUAUUCGAUAAAAAAUCUUCGCAUUGGUCAUCAGAAACAAUUUAAUUGGAUUGGAUUAAAGUUUUUGAGGACUCUUGACAACAUCGAUUCAAUUGCCAAGUGAGACCCUAUAAUUAGAAAUUAUCUGAUAAAGUUGGUAUUUUGAGAACCUGUUGACAUGACCAUUCAUUUAAGAGCUCUCAUCGAGCACAUUUUGAUGGUACCAUUUGUGAACCUAUUUACAUGACCAUUGAUUUUGAUGGUACGAUUGGUCUCGAGAUAAUGGAACUUCGAUUCGUUUUCAACAAUUUCUCGAAAUUGCCACAUCCUUUGUGCCAUGAUGGGUUGAGGGAAACAUGUUGCCUUGUCCUCGCCAUCCUUGAUGUGUCCUCGCAUAAUAACCUGCUUGUUAUUGAGAAAGAAUACUCCAGCACUCCGGACCUCUUGUAACACACCAAAGAAUUAGAAUUGCAUGUUUUGCAUGGUUUAACUUGUACCAUGUUUAAUCAAGAUUUUAUUCUAUGAAUAGAGAAACCAUUAUAAUAAAGAAAUUUGAAAUGUUCUGAUGUUUUCCGCUAGGAAUUUAGUUUUGGGUCAAAUAUGUAAUGCCUCUGGUAUUUUCAGGGUUUGGGUUUGGGGUUUUUUAUCUGUUUUAGUGAAUUUUGUGUUAGUAAAUUGCAAGUGAAAUUUUUGACUAGAUGAACAAAAUCAGUGUGGGUUCUUGUAUUUGAAGCGUUGGGUUCAAGAGUGAAAUACGUCUAAUUGAGCCAUUUUGAGAAAAAUGCCGCAUGAUAGAUAAAUGCCAGUGGUGGCGCCACAAUCGAUCGUACCUUCUGACGCCAUGACGUCAUUUUCUGGUCUGUUGACGUCGCAUGAGGUCAAUCACGGGAAACCAUUGCGUACAUUUUUGCACAGGAUUUCAACAACAGAAAACGUGCCCAAUAACUGGCAUCGCGUAUAUUUUCCGCAAAAUUAUCUUAAGAAACUGAUAGCUCAAUAGAUUUAAAACAGGAAGAUGCAAACGUUGCCGAAAUCGGUCGAAAAUAAGCGAUUGUUUUCAGGCUCAGAAAUAACAUGAUAAUGCAUUGGAAAUGGAGAGUUUUGGUUUGAUCGAUUGCAGCGCCACGCGGCGGAUAAAUCGCGCCGGUUCCUCAUUGCCGACGUUCGAUGUGUUCCGUUCUGUAACAGUAUUGAUACUAUGUAACUAGUCUUAACACUUCUUACUUCAAGAUGAAUUGUCAAUUUCAACGAUCCACUAGAACGAGAUGUCAGUGUUCAACACAUGGCUAAUGAUGACCACUCAUCAGCAUGUACGGUAUGACGUUCCAUGCUGAUGACAUCACGCUGGCAGCUUGCAUAAAUUACAAAUCCCGCAAUUUCCCCAGUGAUGGUUUUUAUUGCAUUGUUAAUCAUUAUCAUGAUAUCAUAUUACAAAAUGUUGAAGUUGUCGGUUCAUCUUUCAUAAUUUUGGUCUUAUGACUUCUGAUGUGCCUGGCUUGCUCUUGCAUCGCGUCUCAGAAUGCUGCCUACUUAAUAACAGUGUCUGGUAAUCAAAUCAAAUGAAAAAUCAAAAAGUGGGGUUUUUGGGUGAAAGACCUCACAGAAGUGAUCAAUGACCUAAAUUGAUUGAUGUUAUAGCGAGCAAAGACAUAGGUUUUAAAUUGCCUCACGAAGACAUGCACUUGUGCGUUCUAGUUCUGCAAUCCUAAAAAUACAUGGAAUGGCAUCUGACAUCUUGCUCUGCAAUGCCACGGAGCAUGGGUGUUUUGCUGGUAGUCGAAUUAUCAUUCACGAUUUUAAGUUAUGUUACUUCAAGCACUGUUCUACUCAUAGGUUUCUUUGUGCAACUGUAUUGAAAUUAAAUGAAUGGUUGAAGAAAUGAGACAUGUAAACCAUUUGCAGGAAAGCAUUGGUGAGUUUCCGAAAUGCCUGCAAAUUGCACCAGAUUUUGUAAGUUUCUGAAACGCCUGCAAAUUGCACCAGAUUUUGUAAGUUUCCAAAAUGCCUGCAAAUUGCACCAGAUUUGUAAGUUUCCAAAACGCCUGCAAAUUGCACCAGAUUUUAUGAUGUGGUUGUCUUGCCAAUGUGAGCUGAUUGCAUUACUGUGCAAAGUUUACUUGUGUCCAAGGUUCUUUACAUGUCCAGUGAUUGAGUCAGAUUUACAUUCGACUAACUAAGCUCUAAUGCUUUGUGUAUGAAAUUGAUGACUAUUAUUUUCAUGAGCCAACUCUGUGAAUACGUAUUCAGGACAUAGUUUGGUUAGAGAGCUCUUGCCAGGUGCACGGCCGUGUCUCGCGGCCGUUAUAGGCUGAGUAUCUAUCAGCUGUGCAGUUUCCUUGCUCUAUGUUUGCUUGUGACUUAAUAGUGCCAGGCCUCACCCAAAAUUAACCUACAUAUGUCGGGCUUAUUGGACGUUUCUGUUGGUUGUACUAGUGGAUGUGCAAUGGAGACAAUGGUAAUAAUGCCAAAGUCCACCAGUCACAAGGUGUGCAGCCUUACAGUGUUGAUGCGUUCUGCUCUGUAGAUGCAUUGCCUGAAGGUAUCCGUGUGCUUGUUGACCAGGAAAAGACAAUAGUUGAAUUUUGUGGGAAACAGAUUUUUGCCAUGCUUCAUUUUGGUUUUCAAUGUUCUUUGCAACCAAAUCAAGGACUUAUAUAACAUUGUGUAAUUAAUUACUUAAAAUGUAGAUAUUGACAAUUAAAACUGUGCUAACAUUAUUAUCAUUA
Molecule: messenger RNA, 6415 nt
Organism: Lineus longissimus
Lineage: Eukaryota; Metazoa; Nemertea; Pilidiophora; Heteronemertea; Lineidae
Product: serine/threonine-protein phosphatase 4 regulatory subunit 1-like
Exons: 17
Coding region: 114-3332 (1072 amino acids)
Biological process (GO): protein dephosphorylation
Molecular function (GO): protein phosphatase regulator activity
Source: RefSeq, a predicted model, not a curated record